UGGUUCCGAGUACUGACUUUGUUUCCUCCGGAUCAAUAUCGGGCGUACCACAACAUGGAAGCAUCCAACAGUAGUCAGUGACCGACAAAAUCCGCAUGUGUAGUGGUUAGUCUUUUUUAAAAUUAACAUUUUUUUUUUUACCGUAACCUACGGUGGAUGAUAUUUUCUGAGGAAUAAAGACAAUGUUCACCUGACUUCAGAGAGGCAUCAUGCUCCCAGCCAAGCUGACCAGCCAGCUGGCUCUGAACGCCCUCAGGAGGACUCACCAUGGCACCUGUUACCCCUGUCUUUAUACCCUGUCAAACUGCUUCCUUCACAAGGAAGGAGGAAGGACGAGAGAUGGUCUCCUCUCAGAUUCCAGUGUGUUGAGAAGAGUGUUUUACAGCCAGAGUGCGAUCCGUCCUUCAGUCAGACUACGUGAAACACAUCAUUAUGGAAGAAGACCAUUCAGUUUAUCAGCUGCUACAAUUGUGAAUUCAGCCCCAGCACCUGUCCGGCCAUACCUCCAGUUGAUGAGGCUGGACAAACCUAUUGGCACUUGGCUGUUGUACCUCCCGUGUACAUGGAGCAUUGGUCUGGCUGCCGACCCUGGAUGCCUCCCACAUCUGGGCAUGCUCACCCUGUUUGGUACCGGUGCUCUGCUGAUGAGAGGAGCAGGCUGCACCAUCAAUGACAUGUGGGAUAAAGACUUUGACAAGAAGGUGUCCAGGACGGCCACUCGACCCAUCGCGUCAGGGGAGAUUUCUCGCAUGCAGGCACUAGUCUUCCUGGGAGGGCAGCUCUCUCUUGCACUCGGGGUUCUUCUAUGUCUCAACUAUUACAGCAUAGCUCUGGGUGCUGCCUCAUUAUCUCUUGUCGUCACCUACCCGCUGAUGAAGAGGAUCACAUAUUGGCCACAGUUUGUGCUAGGCCUCACCUUCAACUGGGGAGCGCUGCUCGGCUGGUCUGCUGUCAAGGGCUCCUGUGAUUGGUCCGUGUGUCUACCGUUGUACUUCUCAGGAGUGAUGUGGACGUUGAUAUAUGACACAAUAUAUGCACAUCAGGAUAAGGAAGACGACGUCAAGGUAGGAGUUAAGUCGACUGCACUGAGAUUCCAGGAGCAAACCAAGCCUUGGUUAAGUGGCUUCACAGUGGCCAUGAUGUCAGGACUGGUUACAGCUGGUGUCAAUGCUGAACAGACGCUCCCUUACUAUGCUGUACUGUCCACAGUGGCCAUUCAUCUCGCACAUCAGAUUUACACACUGGACAUCAACAAACCAGAGGACUGCUGGAAGAAGUUUGUCUCAAACAGAAACCUUGGACUGUUGUUAUUUUUAGGCAUUGUUGCUGGAAAUUUGUGGAAGGAAAGACGAGAGACUUUGCUGCAAAAUGAGGAAUUGCAAACAUUGAGAUAAGUGAGAUAAUAAAUUUAACUUUAUUACUUUUA
Messenger RNA from Thunnus maccoyii (southern bluefin tuna), 1426 nucleotides. It is a transcript of the gene coq2, whose product is annotated as coenzyme Q2 4-hydroxybenzoate polyprenyltransferase. Lineage: Eukaryota; Metazoa; Chordata; Actinopteri; Scombriformes; Scombridae. Gene Ontology annotation, cellular component: mitochondrial inner membrane. The coding region runs from base 210 to 1394 and encodes 394 amino acids. Gene Ontology annotation, biological process: ubiquinone biosynthetic process. The transcript has 8 exons. The record is from RefSeq and is a predicted model, not a curated record.